Messenger RNA from Heterocephalus glaber (naked mole-rat), 2052 nucleotides. It is a transcript of the gene Tmem150b, whose product is annotated as transmembrane protein 150B. The record is from RefSeq and is a predicted model, not a curated record. Gene Ontology annotation, cellular component: plasma membrane. Lineage: Eukaryota; Metazoa; Chordata; Mammalia; Rodentia; Bathyergidae.
UCCUUGAGGAGCAGGGAGUCUCACCUGUAAAGAUGGUCACAGCACCUGGGGCUCAAGAGAAUUAGUGAGAACCCAUACAGAGCACGGGGCAGGACCUGGGACUGGAGGGAUGUUCAUGGUCAUUAUCUCCUUUCUCUCUGCACAUCACCAAUGUCAUUUCUUCUCACUCUUCCCUGCUCAAGAACCUUCCAUAGCUCCCCAGUACCCUCAGGAUAACAUCCAAGUCCUUUAUGGCAUUGGAGACUUUUGGAUUUUGAUUUUUUUGCCAUCCAGUACUGGGUCUCUGGAACAUUUGUGGAACAUUUGUGGCAUCCAUCUCUGCUCCUCCCACUUUCUCAUCUUCCUCUCUGAGAACCCAGGAGCCUAAAGUCCUCCCUGCAGGGACUCUGGAGAUCACUCAGCUCUUGGGGUAACUCAGGCAGGAAAGGGUUUACUUUGGCUCACGGUCCUGCUCUGAGGCCAAGGGGCCACAUCUGGCAUCGCCUUGUUGCAGGCAGAGUCCAGAGGCAGCCCUGACUGCAACGGGGGACAGGAUUUCAGACGCAGAUGUCCUCAGCAAGGCCCCUCUCCACCCACACAUGGCCUGUCCAGGGAACUCUGGCGUGGCAGGGAAAGAAAGGCAAAGAAAAAGCAAGAGGAAGGGGAAGCUGUGUUUUGAGCCCCACCGCCAGCAGCACAGGGACGGAAACUACACCCUGAAUGCAGGAAUCCGGAACUGGGGGCCUGGACAAUUUGUCCCUGAGCAGCCACCUGCCUGCCGCCGGCCGCACCCAGCAAACCUUUCAGCUACACUGGCACCCAGGCCUGACCCUAGGAAGGAAGCGACUGGAGGCCAGCAUGUGGAGCUACCUGUUCCUUCUGCCCAUCUUCCUGGCGCUCUGGGCUAUCGCUGGUGUCUGGAUUGUUUUUGCGAUUGCUGUGGUCAACGGGUCUGUGAACCUCACCCAUGGCUUCCCUUACAUCAGUAUCUGUGGCUCCUACCCCCCUCAGAGCUGCAUCUUCGGCCAGGUUCUCAAUAUGGGGGCUGCUGUGGCCGCCUGGAUCUGCAUUGUGCGUUAUCAGCAGCUCCGGGACUGGGGCGUCAGAACGUGGCUUAACAAGUUGACCCUGUGGUCUGGGCUCAUCUGUGCUCUAGGGACCUCGGUGGUUGGCAACUUUCAGGAAAAACACCAGAAGCCCACGCACCUGGUGGGGGCCUUUUUCGCCUUCAUCGUGGGCAACAUCUACUUCUGGCUGCAGCUCCUUCUGUCCUGGCAGAUGAAGAGCCGGCCCCAGCCCGGGGAGCCCUGGAUCCGGCCGCUGCGCCUGAGCCUGUGCAGCCUGUGCAGCCUCCUCAUCGUGGCCAUGCUCCUCCUCCACCACUGGCCGCUGCGCUCCGCCUCCGCCGCCUGCGAGUGGGCCCUGGCCAUGCUGCUCUUCACGCUCUUCGGCCUCUUUGCCGUGGACUUCUCAGGCCUGGAUGGCUGCACCCUGUGCCUGCGGCCAGGGCAGAGCCCGGAGCCCCAGCCUGCGGCCCCCACGGCCCCGCAGUCCCCGCGGGCGCCCAGAGCCGACCUCCCUCGCGCCUGUGGAGGAAGCGGGCCGGAGCCCCCGGGGGACCCCGAGAUGAACCAUCGGGGUCUCUCCAGCAGGAGGGAUUGGGCUGUGGAGGGAUUGGGCUGUGGAUCCUUCCUGUCCCGGAGCCUAGGGGACACUCGGAGCCGCUGCGAGGCCGGCGCCCCAGUGCCCGCCGGUCCCCGCCCCUGCAGUGAGGGCCCCCCAGGAAGCGAGAGGCCGAGGCCAGCUUCUGUCCCUGAUCAAGGCUAUUUAUUAUUAUUUUUUGUUGUUGCCGCCGGCAGAAUCAGAGACAUGGACGCAGGCAGGAUCACGCGAAACCAGAAUUCCUUCCGGGAGAGCAAAUCCGUACAGAAGGUUGUGGGGACGGGGUGGGGGGGACCCAGGAAGGGGAGUUGGGGACGACACAGGGACAGAGGGUCCUGUCCGGAUCUGCUAAGCCACCCCAACCAGCUCCCGUCCCUCCCCCACCCCACCCGCAGAGAGAUUGAUCAAUAA